GCUGCAGUUUCACAGUUACACACAGUUACAGCUAACAGCUAGCUACAACUACACAAGAGAACUCGCGUGACUUACACACACACACACUAACAGAUUUUACUGCCUAUGCGUGUGUGUUGCAUUUACCGUUACACAGUUUUAUAUACACACAAAGUGUUUACUUUAGUGCGAAAAAUGCUGCAAAAUUCAUAAGUGUCUCAAGUGCUAACAAGUGCCGCGAUCCACCAAAAAAGAUACAAUAUCCAUCAGAUACAAAUUAUCUGCUGUGUUUUUAACUCUCUCUCUCCAAUACACACUCUCUCCAAAGCAAAAAGCUUUGCCAAAAUGCUUGUCGGCUCACAUCCGUAUCUAUGCAAUGGCGUUCUGCCGCCUGUCACCGCUGUUGUUGCUCCCAAUAGCAACAACAAUAACAAUAACAACAACACAGCCACGGCAACGGCAACAGCAACAACAACGACGAGUAACAAAAGUGCCGCCGGCUCAGCAACGGAUUUCUCGAUAGCUGCAAUCAUGGCACGCGAGGAUGCCUCCAGUCGGGAGUCCUCAGUGCGCAGUGCAAGUCCCAUUUCGGUUGAGGAUGAAGUUGACGUUGAUGUUGUUGACUGCAGCGAUGCUGAAGAGCCGCCAACAAAGGCGCGUCGUCUUAACCACCAUCAUCAUCAUCAUCACAAUCACAAUCACCACAGCAACAAUAACAACCACAGCCACAGCAACAACAACAACAACAGUGUGGCACACAUCAAUUCGAAUCACAAGAGUCGCCAAAGCAACGGCGCCAACAAUUCAGCGACUGAAUCGCAGCUAAACACAAGCUCCACAAGCAGCCAAGGACGCUGCUCGACGCCACCGCAAUCGCCGGGUACCGAGGACAGCGAGGAGCGUUUGACACCCGAACCGGUGCAGAAGGCACCGAAAAUUGUUGGUUCCUGUAAUUGUGAUGAUCUCAAGCCGGUGCAAUGCCAUUUGGAGACCAAAGAGCUGUGGGAUCGCUUUCACGAAUUGGGCACCGAGAUGAUCAUUACCAAAACUGGAAGACGCAUGUUCCCCACGGUGCGCGUUUCAUUCUCGGGACCGUUGCGUCAGAUACAACCUGCCGAUCGUUAUGCCGUGCUGCUGGACAUAAUACCAAUGGACUCGAAACGCUAUCGUUAUGCAUAUCAUCGGUCCGCAUGGCUGGUGGCUGGCAAGGCAGACCCAGCGCCUCCGGCCCGUCUCUAUUCCCAUCCAGACAGCCCCUUCAGCUGCGAGGCGCUGCGCAAACAAGUUAUCUCCUUUGAGAAGGUCAAGCUGACUAAUAACGAAAUGGAUAAGAACGGACAGAUUGUGCUCAACUCGAUGCAUCGCUAUCAGCCGCGCAUUCAUUUGGUGCGCCUGGCACAUGGCCAGAGCAUUCCCAGCAAUCCCAAGGAGCUGCAGGAUCUGGACCACAAGACCUAUGUGUUUCCGGAGACAGUGUUCACGGCUGUCACCGCCUAUCAGAAUCAGCUGAUUACCAAAUUGAAAAUCGACUCAAAUCCAUUUGCCAAGGGUUUCCGUGACUCGUCACGUCUCACCGACUUCGAUCGCGAUCCCAUGGAAGCAUUGCUGCUGGAGCAGCAAUUGCGCUCCCCGUUGCGUCUGUUCCCCGAUCCGCUGAUGCAACAGUUUGCCGCCCAACAAGGUGGCGCCGAUCCUGCCUCGAUGGCGCUGUUCGAGAAAGCGCGUCAGCAUCUGCAAAUGUUUGGCGGCAAUUCGCCGUACGCUCAGCUCAUGAUGCCGCAAAUGUAUCAAGCUGCCGCCGCUGCACCCCCGCCACCUGGUCUUGGCGCCUUUCACAUGUUCCAGCAGCAAUGGCCGCAGCUAACCGCCGGCUUUUUGGCCAGCGCCAAUCAGCAGGCGGCCGCCGCUCAAGCCGCUGCCCAAGCGCAGGCGCAAGCUCAAGCCGCCGCCGCAGCGAUGGCGGCGAAUCGCACACCACCGCCUCCGCCAACAGCCUCCACCCCCUCGUCCACAUCGUCGGGAUCGCCGUCGCCCGAUAUGCGACCUCGGCAAUUUCAACGCUUCAGUCCAUAUCAGCUGCCAGCGCAGUCAGCGCCGCCGCCGCCGCCCCAUGGAGCGGGAUCGCCGCCAGCGCCCGCCUCUCGCAGCCCCGCCCACUAGACAAACCAGGCUGGCAUUUGCCCAAAAACAGUAUUAAUCCAAAAAAGAAGAAGAAGAAUGCGAAAGAAAAAAAAACUCAACAAAGUAAAUGUUAUAAAUUAUUUGUUAUACACUAUCUAUAUAUCUCGUUCUCUCCUCUUUUCUCUCAACUCUCGUUUCUUUUUAUUGUAUAAAAUUUCAUUUUCGACCCAUGUACAGUUAAAAAUGUUGUGCUAGUAAAUUUUUGUGUAAAUUAGUUAAAACAUAUUGUAAAAAUGUUUCAAUGUUGUUCGAAAACUCAUCUCAGUGUAAAGUUUAAAGCAAAAUUCUAAAAAAUCAAAAACAACAAAAAAAAAUUUAAAUCUGCUUCAUCUUUGUAAACACUAAACGUUAGUUAUGCUAUCUAUAAAUAUAUAAAUAUAAAUAAAUUAAUAAUAU
Molecule: messenger RNA, 2556 nt
Organism: Drosophila albomicans
Lineage: Eukaryota; Metazoa; Arthropoda; Insecta; Diptera; Drosophilidae
Gene: mid
Product: T-box protein H15
Exons: 4
Coding region: 325-2139 (604 amino acids)
Biological process (GO): heart development; positive regulation of DNA-templated transcription; cell fate specification
Cellular component (GO): nucleus
Molecular function (GO): RNA polymerase II cis-regulatory region sequence-specific DNA binding; DNA-binding transcription factor activity, RNA polymerase II-specific
Source: RefSeq, a predicted model, not a curated record